CUCUCUUUCUCUUUCUCUCCUGUUUAUUCAUUCACCAAAAUCAUUCACAAAUUUUUAUAUAACACACAACACAAUGAAGGAAAUAAUUAAACAUAAAAUGGUUAACAAAUUACACCGCCGUAAUUCCUCCGCCUCUUCCACCGCCUCUGUCGAUUACACAUCCGGCGACCGUCUUCUUUUCAAAUUCUCCAGCCUCCAAGCUCUUCAGGUCCCCAAGGGAUGGGACAAGCUUUCACUAUCUAUCAUCUCUGCGGAAACAGGAAAAACUAUUGCCAAAACAGGUAGAGCAUCAGCACAAAAUGGAAAUUGUCAGUGGACUGAGGACUUGUCAGAAUACAUCUGGAUUCCUCAUGACUAUGCUUCAAAAGGGAUUGAGCAAUGCCUGUAUAAGCUUCUUAUCGCAAUGGGAUCUGGCAGAUCUGGCAUCCUUGGAGACGUUACAGUAAAUUUGUCAGUUCACUUGAGUUCAGAAACUUCUAUUUCCAUCGCUCAACCACUAAAAAACUGUAGUCAUGGGACAAUUCUUCAGGCGGAAAUUCAGUGCCUAACACCCUUAACAAAUCUGAGGAAUGACAGAUGGACUGACACUGACUCUUUCACGGAAGAUGCCAAUGCUUCUGAUGACCUUGAUACAACAUCAGAGGUGUCUGAUGGAAGAGUCACCAGGAGUCCAGAAUCUUCAGUGAGCAAUAACUUCGUGUAUACGUCUCAAGCAGGCGGGAUCAGUAACAGGGAUAGAUACUUAUCUGGAGGGGAAUCGGGUCGUAGCUUUGAUUCAAUGGAUGAUUCUUUGAGCAAGGGAAGUUAUUCCCCCCUUAGGAAUAUUAGUGAAGCUGCAAAUGAUCUAAUUGGACGACUAGAUUCUAUUGGCUCUUCAAAUAGUGCACAAUAUAGCUCAUAUCAUGCCCAUGAUUCUUCCAAACCAAGUCAUUCUUCUUACAGCUCAGUUUCGGGAAAACAUAGUUUUAGUCAAAGACAAGAUUCAGGAAAAAUUUCACACUCAAUUCCCACAUCACCAUUACAAACUUUUGGUUCCACUGAGUUUGUCCUGGAACCUGAAGGAGCUACAGUGGAUAACCUUAGGGCAGAAUCAAGAAUAUGGGAAAGACAUGCACGCAAGUUAAAAGUUGAUCAAAAUUUUUCUAGGGAGGAAUUCAGAGACCAAACAAGGAAGUUGCAAAGUGCAAGUAUGGAGAUUAUUGCAUUGCAAACAGAAUGUGACGGUCUGAAGCAUGAAAUCAGCUUCUUGAAAGUUCUCCUGAAUGAAUCAGAAGUGCAAAAAAAGGCUGCUGAAAGUCUAAAAGAUGAUAUCCACACAGAAUUGCAACAAGAAAUAAAAUUUCAGAGAGAUAUGAACAAUACUUUGUCUCUGCAGCUAAAUAAAACACAAGAAUCAAAUCUUGAGUUAGUUUCUGUUCUGCAGGAACUUGAAGAGACCAUAGAGAAACAGAAGUUGGAGAUAGAGAGCCUUAUAUCCUUAAAGAAUAAGAUUAAGGAGCUUGAGAGAGAUUGUAAUGAUCUUACUCAUGAAAAUAUUGAGCUUGUAUCUAAGCUUAAAGAAUCAAGUACGGAUCUUUCUGCUUGUAGUGAUCUAGAACGCAAGUGUGUGGAGUUAGAGAUCAUCAUCCAAAGUUUCAAGGAUAAAGCUUGUUAUCUUGAUGGGGAACUUAAUAAACAUCGUGAAAAAUCAGAAGAGCAGGAAAAUGAGGUUACUGCAUUAAAAGAAUUACUGAAACUGCAGCAAGAAGGAAAACAUCAAAAUGCAUCCGCUGGAGCAGGGAUUGCUGAGUCUAAUUUUAAGGACGAUAGUGGCAUACUUGAGAAGCUAAAUGCGGAGCUAAAAUCCAGAGUGAAGGAUCUGGACAAGAAGUUAUUGGCAAAAAUCUCAGAAAAUGAAGUCCUCCAAUCAGAUUGUUUCUUAAAGGACAGGGAGAUUCAGCGUUUAGACACUCAAGUGUCAGAUCUAAACUUAUUAAAGAGUCAAUUAAUGGGAGCUUUAAAAGCAAUGCAAACCGAAAGUACAAUAAUCUCUGAAUGUCUAGAUAAAGUAAAAAGUGACAUGGUGUUGCUCAACGAUACAAAAGAAUCCCAUGUUGCAGCCAAUAAGAUUCUUGAAAAGAAGUCACUUGAGCUUGAGAGUUGUAACAAGGAGUUGGAGCUGCAGCUAACCGAAUUGGAAGUAGAGAAUCUACAUUUGUCAGAACGUAUAGCUGGGUUGGAACCCCAGUUGAGAUAUUUGACUGAUGCAAGAGAGUCAAGUCGCUUGGAGAUGCAACAUUCAGAGACACGUGUCAUAAAUUUACAGGCAGAUCUAAAAAAACUAGAAGAGGAAGCUGAAACGUGCAAGGUUAAUAUGAAACAGAAAUUUCAAGAGAUGCAAAAACGGUGGUUGGAAGCCCAAGAGGAAUGUGAGUAUCUAAAAAAAGCAAAUCCGAAGUUACAAACUACUGCAGAAAAUUUGAUUGAGGAGUGCAGUCAGCUUCAAAAGUCAAACCGGGAGCUAAGGCAACAAAGACUCGAGUUAUAUAACCGCUGCACACUUCUGGAAGCAGAACUGAGGGAGUCGCAACAUGAUUUCUCCAAGUUUUCUAUAAACUUGGAUAUUUUAGAAGGCAAAUUUUCCUUGAUGAUCAAUGAGAUUGCUACAAAAGAGCAAGUAUUUGAUUCAGAAUUAGAAGCUUUAUAUCUAAAAAAUGAAGAGCAGACAGAGAAGCUUAUUAUGGGUGAGAAUUUGUUCAAUCAGAUGUAUUCAGAAAAGAUGGCUGAAAUUGAAAACCUUCAACAAGAGGUGAAGCAUCUUAACACACAGAUAUAUUCGAGUCGUGAUGAAAGGGAUAGCAUGGCUUCAGAAGCAGUACAUAACAUGCAUGUCUUACGUGCAGAAAAGCAUAAACUGGAAAAAGCUAUAGAAGAUGUUACAGAAAAAUUCAGAUCAUCUGAGAAGAAGCUUGAACUGGUCCAACUUGAAUAUGAAGAAAAAUUUCAAGAUCUUACGGUUGAGUUUGCUUCUUCCAGAGAGAACCAUGGAGUUCUGGAGGCAAAUCUUAAGAGAGUAAUGGAGUUAUUGGAGUAUACAAGAUCUAAUGAAGAAAAGCUAAGAUUUACUGUCGGUGAGCUGGAUAGUAACCUUAAACAAUGUGAAUACCAAAGUGCACAAUUAACAGAAGAAAUCACAAGUCUUCAAGAUCAAUUGCAGAAAAUUCCAAGUUUGCAGGAUGAAGUAGUGGCUCUUAAGAACUCACUAAAUGCUUUGAAUUUUGAGAAUGAAAGACUUGAAGCCUCAUUACAGUUGAUAACUGGGGAUUAUAAAGAAUUAAAGGAAGAGAAAACUUCAUUGUUGCAGAGAACAUACAGCAUGCAGAAGGCGGUGUUUGAAUUAGAGGAUUAUAAACGUACUAAAGCUGUGUUGGAAGAACAAGUUAUGCGUCUUCAAGGUGAUCUAACUGCUAGAGAAGCAUUAUGUGCACAGGAUGCUGAGUUGAAAAACGAGCUCGGGCGUCUGAAACGGUCAAAUAGUCAACUCCAGUGGAAGAUAAAUUCUCUUCAAGACGAAAAAGAUGAAUGUAUGAAAAAUGCUCAAGUUCUUGAGGAGAAACUGGAGCAGACAAAGUAUUUAAACCCAGAUGAAAUUGAGUGCUCUACUAACAACAGUGCUAUAUCUUUCAGAUCAGAUAGUAUGAAUAGUCUUCACGAGCACAUGAAGCUCCCAGAGAAUGUUGAAGGAAAAAUUCAGUUACUUGAAAAGGAACUUGCUGAGGCUUUGGAGGAAAAUGACAUGUAUAAAUCCCAGAUUAAUAGCUUCCUGUCCAAGGGACAGAUUCAGCAGUUCGGCAUUCCCCUGGAAAGUGAAGUCGAUGGCAAACUAGUUGACAAAGAACAUGAGAAAGAUGUAUCUUUACUUGAGACUGAAUUAAAGGAACUUCAAGAACGCUAUCUACACAUGAGCCUCAAAUACGCUGAAGUAGAAGCUCAAAGAGAAGAGCUUGUGUCAAAGCUAAAGGCUGUCAGGCCUGGAAAGGGAUGGUUCUCAUAACCCCAGGGACAUAAAUUAUUACAUUCCAGGUAUACUUUACCCAUUCUCACUCAUUACAUGUUAAUACCCAGAUACAGUAUAAUUUGAAGAAAAUCAGAUAUAUGUGACUAUAUUCUUGGAGAAAUAGCAUAAUACAUAGCACGUAGUAAAUAGAAACAAAAAAAGAUGAGGUAGAUAAUGUUUUAUUUUAUUAAAUGGGCAUGUUUCGGCGUAUGUAUGCCCACCUUUAUCCUAGUUUAGGACAUGCUAUGUAAAAACACAAGUUGUGGUACGUGUACAUGUGGUAUCUUAUUAAAAGUAUGAGGAAAUUUUCUUGUGUUGUUA
Erigeron canadensis is the source of this 4357-nucleotide messenger RNA. RefSeq names its product girdin-like. The transcript is spliced from 9 exons. Lineage: Eukaryota; Viridiplantae; Streptophyta; Magnoliopsida; Asterales; Asteraceae. The record is from RefSeq and is a predicted model, not a curated record. Bases 74 to 4033 code for a protein of 1319 amino acids.